Molecule: messenger RNA, 768 nt
Organism: Geodia barretti
Lineage: Eukaryota; Metazoa; Porifera; Demospongiae; Tetractinellida; Geodiidae
Source: the annotation of a GenBank genome assembly
AUGGCAACCAUUGAAAAGAUUUUGAUUACUGGCGCGAGCGGAUAUUUAGCGCAAUUUAUUAUUAACCGGUUGUACGGUUCAUAUAAACUGACGCUAACUGACAUCGUUGAACCGGAUCAAGUACCUGCAGACACAACUUUUAUCAAGGCUGAUGUGACAAACGCCGCCGAAAUCGAAGCAGCGUGUGCGGAGCAGGACGCUGUCGUGCAUCUUGUCGCCUUGGUACGGGGACGAUCCGAUAAACCUGCUUCGUUAUUUGCAGAUGUGAUGGUGAAAGGCACAUGGAAUGUCGCAGAAGCCUGUGUAAAACAGGGUGUAGGGAAGCUGGUGAACAUUUCGAGUAUUUCAGCAUAUCCUCCUGCGUCGAGUGCAAAAUUGCCGUACGAGGUAGGCGAUGAUUUCCAGUUCGGUCCAGGAGACAUCUACUACGCGCUCGCGAAAUACCUCGGUGAGCAGAUCGGGGCAGCAUAUCAUCAAGCGCAUGGGUUGGACGUGAUUCAUGUCCGUCCAGGGGUCAUCGCAGGAGACGGACAAAACCCCGGUCCGGCAGCCCCCGAUGUUGUAACGGAUCCUUGGUUCGUUUACGUAGAUCCGAGGGAUGUUGCACAGUGUGUUGCCCGCGCGAUUGAGACAGAGACGGUAAAAUACGGGGCAUAUAACGCCGUCGCUGGACGCGCAGACUCCCGUUUCGCGUGGAAACAGGCAAAAGACGACUUAGGGUAUUCACCAGAGCACAAUUGGCCUGAAAUCCCCGACGGCGAUGCGUAA